Molecule: messenger RNA, 1404 nt
Organism: Aphidius gifuensis
Lineage: Eukaryota; Metazoa; Arthropoda; Insecta; Hymenoptera; Braconidae
Exons: 3
Coding region: 138-1025 (295 amino acids)
Cellular component (GO): membrane
Source: RefSeq, a predicted model, not a curated record
AUAUAAAAAAAAACUACUGAAAGUAAGACUGAAAGUAAUUGAAAAAAAUAUUAAUAAACCUGUUAUAAAUAUUUUUCUUUGUAGCAGCAAUAGGAUAUACUUCUGGUGGAAUAACAGCAGGUUCAACAGCAGCAAGCAUGAUUUCUGUUCUUGGUGCCAGUAGAGGUACCGCAAUAGCUGCAGGAGUUGUUACUGCAUUACCAAGUAUAGUUGGAGCUAUUGGAGCUAUUGCAAAUAGAGCUACAGCUGCACGGGGUUCAGUUGAUGAACCAGAGAUUGGUAGUAUUAUUCCUGAAACAGGUGCUAUAGUUGGAGCUCCAAUAAUUGAUGCUCAAGCUGCUCCCAAUAAUCAGCCAAGAUAUGCUGAUGCAUCAACAAGUACUGAUGAUUUGGCUAUUGAUAGAUCUGCAAUGACUGUCAAUAGUUCAACUGCCAAUGAUCAGCCAAGACGUGCUGAUGCAUCAACAAGUACUGAUGAUUUGGUUACUGAUAGAUCUGCAAUGACUGUCAAUUGGUCAACUGCCAAUGAUGAUACAAGUCCUAAUGAAACACCCGAGUCAAGAAGAUCGUUCUGGGAUAUACUUGGUCAAGUUAGACAAAAAACCUCAUUUAAAACAGUUGUUGGUGGACUAGUUGUUGGAGCAGUUGCUGUUGUUGCAGCACCAGUUGCUGUAACAGCAAUAGGUUUUACUUCUGGUGGAAUAGCAGCAGGUUCAACAGCAGCAAGUAUGAUGUCUAUUCUUGGAGGAGGUGCCACAUCAGCUGGUGGAGUUGUUGCAACUUGCCAAAGUAUUGGAGCUGUUGGAGCUAUUUCAAAUACAGCUGCAGCUGCAUGGGGUUGUGCUGGUGCUGCUACUACUUAUGUCUUUGGUGGUAAUUCUGCUGAGCCAUCAGGUGAUGUACUCGAUGCAUCAACAAGUGUUGAUGACUUGGAUACUGAUAGAUCAGUUGUUGGAGUUAAUUGGUACACUCUUGAAAAUACUAAUGACUCGAAUACUGAUAGAUCUGUUGAUAGGCACGAUUAGUAUCCUACUAAAAAUAUUGAAAAUGGUUCUUAUGACGAGACUAAAUUGUCAACAGUUAAAGUCUCAAUAUAUUUUGGUAUUGGUUGUGUUGUUGCUUGUUACAUCACAAUACAGAUAUAUUCUUACGGUUGGGGUCUUUAUAAUUGAGUAUUUAAAUUAGUCAAAAAUACAAAGUCUAAAACAAAUAUUAGCUAUUAUUUUAUUAUACAAAAUUUUCAAUUAAUUUAGUCUAUUUUGAUGUUAAUUAUUUAGCAUCGUUUAAAAUUACAAAACAAAAAUAAUAUAUAUUUCAUAUUCAAUAUUUUUGAUAUAAUAUUUGUAUCUCGUGAGAUAAUUAAAAUAAAAUUUGAUGAUAAAUUACAAAUGUUUUUUAAUAAAA